AUGAGCUCGCCCAUAACACAAGUAUCUCGGGAUGAGCCGCAUCAAAACCUCAUAACGCAGGUCUCACGCGAUGGAUCUCAAUCACCUCGCCCUCAAGAGCACCGUGCAUCUCGAAACGGCAGGAAAAAGGGAUGGAUGCGUUCCCUUUUCCAAUGCUGCCUUCCAGAGACUGAUGAUGAGGAACAUCGCAUGACGAAAGUGGGCGCUUCUUCCAAUACUUCUCCUCAUUUGAGCCGUGACUACCUGCUACCGCCUCUUCUGGCAGAGGACAGCGGAAAGAAGACUCUCGUGCUAGAUCUCGAUGAGACCUUGGUGCACAGCUCGUUCAAGCCAAUCAACAAUGCCGACUUCAUCAUUCCCGUCGAGGUGGAGGAUCAGAUGCACCAGGUGUACGUCCUGAAGCGACCUGGAGUGGACACGUUCAUGAAGCGAGUAGGCGAGAUCUUUGAGGUUGUGGUCUUCACCGCGAGCUUGGCCAAGUACGCCGAUCCGGUGCUCGACUUGCUCGACAUUCACCGAGUUACGCGAACACGGCUCUUCCGCGAGUCGUGCGUGCAACACAAGGGCAAUUUUGUCAAGGACUUGUCCAAACUCGGGAGGGAGAUGAAGAACGUGAUCAUCAUCGACAACUCGCCCGCUUCGUAUCUGUUCCACCCUCACCAUGCCGUGCCCAUCGACUCGUGGUUCGACGACAUGAACGACACCGAGCUCCUGGACUUGAUAUCGUUCCUGGAAGACCUGUCCAAGGUGGACGACGUGUGUACAGUGCUGGACACAUCGCGCAAGUAA
Acanthamoeba castellanii str. Neff is the source of this 789-nucleotide messenger RNA. RefSeq names its product cterminal domain small phosphatase, putative. Gene Ontology annotation, molecular function: phosphoprotein phosphatase activity. NCBI's taxonomy places the organism in Eukaryota, Discosea, Longamoebia, Acanthamoebidae. Bases 1 to 789 code for a protein of 262 amino acids. The transcript has 6 exons. The record is from RefSeq and is a predicted model, not a curated record.